Mauremys reevesii (Reeves's turtle) is the source of this 1533-nucleotide messenger RNA. RefSeq names its product major facilitator superfamily domain containing 9 (gene SLC67A2). Bases 145 to 1386 code for a protein of 413 amino acids. Lineage: Eukaryota; Metazoa; Chordata; Testudines; Geoemydidae. The record is from RefSeq and is a predicted model, not a curated record. Gene Ontology annotation, biological process: transmembrane transport. The transcript has 6 exons. Gene Ontology annotation, molecular function: transmembrane transporter activity.
CGGGCCUGGCUGGAGAAUGGGGCCUCGGAGCCGCCGCCAGCCCCGCGGCCGGGCCCGGCUCCUCCUGCUCCGCGCGGGGCCGGGCCCAGCCGCUUCGUGCGGUGCCUCUACCUGGUGGGCUUCCUGGACUUCUUUGGUGUAAGUAUGGUUGUGCCUCUGUUAAGCCUUCAUAUCAAGUCUCUAGGAGCAAGUCCAACUGUUGCAGGAGUAGUAGGAUCUUCUUAUGGUUUACUGCAGCUCUUUUCCAGCACAUUUGUGGGCUGCUGGAGUGAUGUAAUAGGAAGACAAUAUUCCCUGCUUGCCUGUAUCCUGUUCAGUGCACUGGGUUAUUUGCUGCUUGGCAUGUCCACCAGUGUGUGUUUAUUUGCCAUUGCAAGGAUACCUGUAGGUAUUUUCAAACACACACUCUCCAUUUCAAAAGCUCUUCUUUCUGACUUGGUUUCUGAGAAAGAGCGCCCUCUUGUAAUAGGACAUUUCAAUGCAGCCUCCAGUGUCGGUUUCAUCCUGGGUCCUGUGGUAGGUGGCUACUUUACAGAGCUAGAGAGUGGCUUUUACUUGACAUCUUUCAUCUGUUCUUUUAUCUUCAUUCUGAAUGCUGGCCUGGUCUGGAUGUUACCAUGGAGUGAGGAACACACAGAUAGUAAUGAAAACGAACAGACCACCAGUAACAGCAAAGUGACAGCAAAAGCAAACUAUGACCUGCAGGUUCAAUCACUAUCUAAUGGAGCAAUGAAAUAUGAUACUCCCCUCCAGUCCCUAUGGAUUCCAGUUGUGUCAGUGCUGAAGAGGAUUAAAAGCAUUGCAUGCUCUGAUCUGUGGGAUAUAUUUUUAGUACGGUUACUAAUGUCUGUAGCUGUAAUGCUGUAUUAUAGCAAUUUUGUUCUGGCAAUUGAAGAGAGAUUUGGGGUGAAACCUAAGCUCACAGGAUAUCUCAUAAGCUAUAGUAGCACCCUUGGAGCACUUGCUGGUUUUUUACUUGGACCAAUAACAAGACUCUAUCAACAUAACAGUUAUGCACUUUUAUUACAUUCCACUGUUCUCACCUGUGUAUUGAUAAUGCUAUAUUCCACAGCAUUCAGCAUAUGGACGGUCAUUUUAUCGUCAACAUUUUUAGCGUUUUCAACCACUGUAGGACGCACUUGCAUCACUGACCUUGAGUUGACCCUGGGUGGGAAUCAGGCUAGUGGCACGCUCAUAGGAGUUGGCCAGUCUGUGACAUCUGUGGGACGCAUAAUUGCCCCUCUUCUCUCAGGAAUUGCACAGGAGUUCAGUCCCUGUGGCCCUCCAAGUCUUGGUGUGGGGCUGGCACUGGUGGCUAUUCUGAUAAUGCUCAUGAACACACCACGAUAUUGCAGUGGUAGAAAUGCUAAAUUAAAAAGUGAAUAGCAGCUUAUUUGGGACAGGCUGGUGCAUCGUCAAUAAAAUGCAAAGUAAUUCAAAUAACUGGGGAUACGUUAUACUAAAGAAUGGUGAGCACUAAAGAAACCUGUAUUGCAGCAGCAGGCUGUUUUCUAAAAAAAAAAAAAAAAAAAA